Molecule: messenger RNA, 1710 nt
Organism: Salvelinus namaycush (lake trout)
Lineage: Eukaryota; Metazoa; Chordata; Actinopteri; Salmoniformes; Salmonidae
Product: polycomb group RING finger protein 3
Exons: 10
Coding region: 184-936 (250 amino acids)
Biological process (GO): regulation of transcription by RNA polymerase II
Cellular component (GO): PRC1 complex
Source: RefSeq, a predicted model, not a curated record
UAUUGCCCGGACAUUUUCGCCUCUUUGUUUUACCGAUAGUGCAUUUAACUCGCGUUCAACCCAAUAUCCAGCGGACUGUACUGUUCCCAAACAGCCACAUGAGAGGGCAUCCAUGAUGAGGAGCUAACAACACUGCGUGCCUGCAGGAAGAGACGUGGCUGCCAAAUCAUCCUCAGUCAACACAUGGCGUCAUUAGGGAACCCCGAGAUGCUAACCAGGAAGAUCAAGCUGUGGGACAUCAACGCCCACAUCACUUGUCGCCUGUGCGAGGGGUACCUGAUAGACGCCACUACUGUCACGGAGUGCUUACACACCUUCUGCAGAAGCUGUCUAGUGAAGUACUUGGAGGAGAACAACACCUGUCCCACGUGCAGGAUUGUCAUUCACCAGAGCCACCCACUGCAGUACAUCGGCCAUGACCGAACAAUGCAAGACAUUGUCUACAAGUUGGUACCGGGACUACAAGAGGCGGAGAUAAAAAAACAGAGAGACUUCUAUCAGAAGCUGGGAAUGGAAGUGCCCGGGGACAUCAAAGGAGAGCUGUGCAGCAUGAAACAACAUCUAGAUCCUCAGCGCAAUGGUGAGGUGAAAACGGAGGACACGGCAAAUAAGGAAACAGGGGAGGAGAAACCGGAGGAGGAGAACGAUUAUCACCGCAGCGACGAGCAGGUCAGCAUCUGUUUGGAGUGCAACAGCAGCAAGCUCCGUGGCCUGAAGCGCAAGUGGAUCCGCUGCUCGGCGCAAGCCACGGUCCUUCACCUCAAGAAGUUCAUCGCCAAAAAGCUUAACCUGACAUCGUUCAAUGAGCUGGACAUUUUAUGCAAUGAGGAAAUCUUGGGAAAGGACCACACUUUGAAAUUUGUUGUCGUGACAAGAUGGAGAUUUAAGAAAUCCCCCCUCCUGCUGCAUUACAGACCCAAAAUGGAUUUGCUGUAGUCGGACAGAACGGUUGUUUUGGCCCAGUGGCCCAGAACUGUGCAACGUACUAUUUAUGCAGAGACGAUCAAUCCCAACACCAAGCAAACACACCAGAUCAGAAGUCCACACAAGCCAGCAAACAACAAACCCCAGCACAGAUACUGCACCACUGGCGGGUUUAGAUCAAAAACAACCUUUUUUGUCCGCUAUACAUCCUAGAUAUGUGAAAGAUUUGAGAAAAAGCAUAUAUUUAUACUUUUGUACAGAUGAGACAUGGAACCAAGACACUACUGGUGCUCUGUUUACACAUGAACAAGAUGUCGCGGAAUCGUGUGCCCAUCUUUUUAGUUUUUUCGACAGACUUCACUCCUCCGACCCUCAUUGACUGAUAAAAAGGCGAAGACGAGGAUUUUUAACGGUUCAUUUUAUUUUUCAGGUUACACUCAAACGAGUCUUGGGAGCAAAGAAAGUAUAUACAUUUAUAUGAUAAGACAUUGUUUCAAAGCUGUUUAUUGCGUUGUUGUAUUGUCCUCUGAUUAUUUUUUUUAUUUUACUUUAAAUUUGCUUCGGGUUUGCUGAAGGUUGAUUGUGAAUAGGGGGAAAAAAUGUGGGUACUAAUUUAUGUUCUAUAUACCAAUAUUGUACAUAAAAUGUCAUUAUGAGAGAGAUUGAAAGGAGUAAGAAAGAUACUUAAGAUUGUUAGGAAAGGUUCACAGAAGUGCUUCAGUACAGUGCAUUCGGAAAGUAUUCAGACGCUUUGACUUUUUCCACAUUUUGUUAUGUUACAGCCUU